CCCGUCCAUCCAAAGAUAACAAGCCCAUUUAUUCAAAUCUUCACAUUUUCUUGGUGCUAUGUCACAACACCCCAAGCACCACCUCUUGUAUUUUGCUACCUUAUUACUAGAUUUCUUUGAAUUGAAAGUUGAAACUCAUUUUCGACUGAACACAACCUGCUUGACAUAAACCCCAACUGAUCUACUGUUACGAUUUUUUAUAUAACUUUGAUGUUAGAGAGAUGAAUCCGUUAACCCUAGUGAAGCGCAUUCAGAAAAUCAAUUCAAGAGAAGCUGAUUUAGGUAUAAGCGAACAAGCUUCGUGGCACGCUAAAUACAAAGAUUCAGCAUAUGUAUUUGUUGGUGGCAUUCCCUUUGAUCUCACCGAGGGUGAUCUUCUUGCUGUUUUUGCUCAAUAUGGGGAGGUUGUUGAUGUUAAUCUGGUUAGAGACAAAGGUACUGGCAAAUCAAAGGGUUUUGCAUUCCUUGCAUAUGAAGAUCAAAGAAGCACUAAUCUUGCUGUUGAUAAUCUGAAUGGAGCUCAAGUUUUAGGUAGGAUUAUUAGGGUGGAUCAUGUUGAUAAGUAUAAGAAGAAGGAGGAGGAAGAUGAAGAGACAGAGCGACAGAAAAGGGAGGCCCGUGGUGUUUGUCGAGCUUUUCAAAGAGGGGAUUGUACUCGUGGAGCUGGAUGCAAAUUUUCUCAUGAUGAGCAAAGAGCUGCAAAUACCGGUUGGGGUGACAAUGGUGAGAAAGACAAAGCAAAAUGGGAUAAUGACAAAUAUGAUGGUCCCAAGAAAGAAAGAAGAGAUGGCAACAAUCAAUCAAAUCGCAUUCCUGAAACUAGAGACAGAGAUUCACGCUCCAUAGCUCAUGACAAUGAGAUGGAAUUAGACAACCAAUCCAAGCGAAGUGAUAGAAGAGAGAACAAAGUGUUGCGGAGGCAUGCUGACGAUGAUAGAUUUGAGGGAAGAGAAAAUAUCAGUAGAAGAGAAGAAAGGAGACCAAGAAGGUAUGAAGACGGUGAAUUUGAACAUCGGUCAAGAGAAGAUCAACAUAGGAGAGAAGAGAAAAGAUCAAGGAAUGAUUAUGAUGGUCGGGAACAUGAGUCAAGAGAUCAUAGAAAGGAAGACAGGAGGCCAAUAAAGCGAGUUGAUGUCGAGUUUGAGCCCAAGUCAAGAGAUUCUGGUGUAAGAGAAGAUAAGAGACCGAGUAGGCAGGAUGUUGAUGAUUUUGGAAGCAAGUCAAGAGAAACACUUGGUAACAGGGAAGAGAAGAGAUCAAGAAAGCACACUGAAGAUGAAUCUGUGCCAAGGUCAAGAGAAGAUCGUGAUAGGAAGCAAGAUAACAGAUCAUAUAAAAUUGAUACUGACCGAUCAGAAUCAAAAGGAAGAUACGAUUCUGACCGAAGAGAGGAAAAGAGGUCAGGAAGGUAAUGACAAUAUUGGACGGGUUUUACCAUGGACAAGAAUGAGUAUUAGAGUAAGUUCAGUGACAUUUGAUAACCUGAAAUGUAGCUCGUUCGUUGUAAUAUUUCCAUAGUCAUUUUGUUUGUCAUAUGAUUUACUUGUACUGCAAUUGGUUCAGCAAUGAUUUUCCUUUUGGAGUGCUGAGUUUGAUAAAUAUUGUUUGACUACAGUGUCCAACUACCAAUUCUAAUGCAUCAUGCAUUCGACAAA
Cicer arietinum (chickpea) is the source of this 1655-nucleotide messenger RNA. RefSeq lists its product as uncharacterized. Gene Ontology annotation, cellular component: catalytic step 2 spliceosome; U2 snRNP; precatalytic spliceosome. Gene Ontology annotation, molecular function: RNA binding; metal ion binding. Lineage: Eukaryota; Viridiplantae; Streptophyta; Magnoliopsida; Fabales; Fabaceae. Gene Ontology annotation, biological process: mRNA splicing, via spliceosome. The record is from RefSeq and is a predicted model, not a curated record.